GCUGUUUCAAAACAUCGAAGAAGAAACCAAAGCAGCAGCAAAUCAAGAAGUCCACUGACCAGAUCCCAUCAACAUUAGAUAAACAAAAGGUAAACUCAUCUUCGGAUGAAAAGAAGGAAGCAUCCAAACAUGGAGGAGGUCCGGGUCACAUUGCAGCACAUACAUUCACAUUUCGUGAGUUAGCUUCUGCAACCAAGAAUUUUAGGGCUGAGUGUCUUUUAGGUGAAGGGGGCUUUGGCAGGGUAUAUAGAGGGCAAUUAGAGAGCACAAAUCAGAUUGUGGCUAUUAAGCAACUAGAUCGAGAUGGAUUACAAGGAAAUCGGGAAUUCCUGGUUGAGGUAUUGAUGCUAAGCCUACUUCACCACCCAAACUUAGUCAACUUGAUUGGAUAUUGUGCUGAUGGAGAUCAAAGACUUUUGGUUUAUGAGUACAUGCCUUUGGGGUCACUAGAGGACCAUCUCCAUGAGCUUUCACCUGACAAAAAGAUACUUGACUGGAACACCAGAAUGAAAAUAGCUGCUGGUGCUGCAAAGGGCCUGGAGUAUUUACAUGACAAAGCAAAUCCUCCUGUGAUAUAUCGAGAUUUAAAAUGUUCAAAUAUUUUACUUGGUGAAGACUAUCACCCCAAAUUAUCUGAUUUUGGGUUGGCCAAAUUGGGCCCCGUUGGUGAUAACACACACGUGUCAACUAGAGUGAUGGGAACAUAUGGAUAUUGCGCACCUGAAUAUGCAAUGACCGGGCAGCUUACACUGAAAUCAGAUGUUUACAGUUUCGGUGUUGUUCUUCUGGAAAUGAUCACUGGCAGAAAGGCAAUUGACAAUUCAAAAGCUUCUGAAGAGCAGAAUCUGGUUGCAUGGGCUCGGCCACUAUUCAAAGACAGAAGGAAGUUCUCACAAAUGGCAGAUCCCAUGCUUCAGGGGGAGUACCCGGUGAGGGGUAUGUAUCAAGCACUUGCUGUUGCUGCAAUGUGUGUCCAUGAGCAGCCCAACAUGCGUCCACUCAUAGCCGAUGUGGUCACAGCCCUCAACUAUCUUGCGUCCCAGAAGUAUGACCCUCAGGCCCACACAGCCCAAAGGCGGCCCUUGGAUCCUUCCACUCCAAGAGCAAGAAGGGUGCAGCGAUGAUAGCAACUUUUGAAAGUUAGUUUGAGCAGUUUUUUGAGCAACUUGGCAAUGGGGAGGAUUAAUAUUGGACGACGAAGUAUAUCAUAUUGAAGGAAGGAAAUUCUAGUUUUCCCCGGAUGACUUUUCUGUGCAUAAUUUAUUAUACUGUGUUUAGAUUUUGUAAACAGUAAACUUCGCAAUUCUUUUUAUUAUUAUCAUCUCAAGAAAGAAAACAAAAAAAAAAAUCCUACUUUCUACCUUUUCUGUUCAAAUAUCCGUUUAUUAGAUGAAUGCUAGAUUCAUUGUGGACACAUUAUUUGUAUUUUUAUUGUGAGUUAUUGUUGGUCAUAUAUUGCUCCAUAGCAAGGGUGGAUGGUGGAUCGAUCUGAUUGUGGG
Cuscuta europaea is the source of this 1499-nucleotide messenger RNA. Lineage: Eukaryota; Viridiplantae; Streptophyta; Magnoliopsida; Solanales; Convolvulaceae. The record is from the annotation of a GenBank genome assembly.